AUGGAGCCAACAACUUCGGGCGCCUCGGGAAGCGCCAGCGGCCCUCCUCCGGGAGCCUUCGCCGGGCCACCUGAUCCAAGUCUCAUCCCCUCCGUACCCACCGAUGCCGCGAACACGGCUGCCCACUCCUUCACAGCCGCCGCCGUCACCCUCAACAUCAUAUCUUUCAUCCUUUUCAGCGCCCGGUUGUGGACGAGAUCCUUCCCGGUCUUCCACAUGGGAUGGGAUGACUAUGUCAUCAGCGCCGCCUGGGUCCUCGUCCUGACCAACUCCAUCCUCCUCAUCCUCACCGUCCCCUACACCUUCGGCGGUGACCCCUCGACCUUUACCCUCGCCGAUGUGAUCUACUCCAACAAGCUUGCCGUGCUAUCCCAGCCCAUCUGGGCCUGGUCCAUGGCCGCCAUCAAGAUCUCCGUCGCCGGCAUGCUUCUCCGCCUCGAGCAGCGCAAGUCUGUCCGUCACUUCCUGUGGGUCAUGAUCGCCCUCCAGGUAAUUGUCAGCAUCUACGGCACCCUGGCCGCCGUCCUGCAGUGCAUUCCCCUCCACGCCGCGUGGGAUCUCCUCGGCCUUGUUGCCGACGCAAAGUGCUGGAGCAAGGGCGCCAUCCGCGUCAACUCGAUCUGCAUCGCCAGCUUCAACAUUGUCACCGACGUCAUCUUUGCCCUCAUGCCCGUGACCUUCCUCCGAAAGGUUCAGAUCCCCCUCCGGGAGCGUAUUGUUAUCGGUGUCCUCAUGGCUCUGGGUAUCUUCGCCUCUGCGGCGUCCAUCGUCAAGGCGACCAUGGCGGCCAACUUUGGUCUUACCGAAGACCCCAACUUGGAGGGUAUCCAGAUGGGUACGUGGUCAUUGGUGGAGGAACAGGUCGCCUUCAUCGCCGCUUGCAUUCCUUGCCUGCGCAAGCCUUUCCAGCAGGUGCUGCAGCACUUUGGAUUGGCGACUGCCAACGCGUCCACCAAGAAGACAGGCGCCACCGGGUACGGCCGGAUGAAUGGGACCAGCGGGGUUAGCAACGUCAAUGGCGCGAUCAGAAUGAAGAGCUUGAACAGCAGCCGGGCGCAGAGCGAGGAGGACAUUCUCGGGCCGAAUGGGCAGAACGGGGAGGCAGAAAUCUGGCGGACCACAGAGGUGCGUGUGGAUCUGGAAGGGGGCAACUCGGUAAGGGAAGAGACCAUAAGGGAAAAGAUCUGA
Molecule: messenger RNA, 1188 nt
Organism: Podospora pseudocomata
Lineage: Eukaryota; Fungi; Ascomycota; Sordariomycetes; Sordariales; Podosporaceae
Exons: 1
Coding region: 1-1188 (395 amino acids)
Source: RefSeq, a predicted model, not a curated record